Molecule: messenger RNA, 1264 nt
Organism: Cornus florida
Lineage: Eukaryota; Viridiplantae; Streptophyta; Magnoliopsida; Cornales; Cornaceae
Exons: 5
Coding region: 298-1092 (264 amino acids)
Source: RefSeq, a predicted model, not a curated record
ACACCCACACACUUUUGUUACCAUAUAUAUGUAGAUAUAUAUGUAUCUACAUUUGUGUGUUUAUAUAGGGGUAAUGGACACUUGUAUAAAGCAGUGGUAUACAGAAGAUUCAAAACCAAAAAAUAGUUGACACGUUCGUAGCACAGACAGCGACGGAGGAGACUGUUCCGUCGGCCUCCGAGAGCUCUUCCUCCUUCGAGAACGAGAAUAAGAGGACAGCGAUAUAAGGAUUGUUUGGCUUGGGGAUAUUUUGAUUCUCACUCUCUCUCUCUCUAGAUUUUGAUCCAAGCAGCUAAGAUGCGCAGCAUGGUGAGCUCCACCUCUUCCAGAGGCAUCGCUGCCAUUGUCGGCGUCGGACCCAAGCUCGGCCGCUCCAUCGCCCGCAAGUUCGCCCACGAAGGCUACACCGUCGCCAUCCUCGCUCGCGACCUAGGUAGACUAUCAAGAUUUGCGGACGAGAUAGCGAGAGAGGAAAUGGCACAGGUGUUCGCGAUCCGAAUAGAUUGCUCUGAGUCCCGGAGCGUGAGAGAGGCAUUCGAAGGCGUUCUCUCUCUUGGGUUUGUGGAGGUUCUGGUCUACAAUGCGUACCAGUCCGUGGCCAAUUGGCAACCCACCAGCUUCGCCGACGUUAAAAUCGACUCGUUCCAGAAAUCCAUCGCCGUCUCCUCCGUCGGAGCCUUUCACUGUGCCCAACAGGUACUUCCGGGGAUGGUGGAAAGAGGAAGAGGGACGAUUCUCUUCACUGGCUGUUCUGCUUCUCUCAAUGGCAUUGCUGGUUACUCUGAACUAUGUUGCGGGAAAUUUGCCUUGAGAGCUUUGUCACAAUGCCUGGCAAGAGAGUUUCAACCUCUGGGUGUACACGUGGCGCAUGUUAUCAUCGACGGCAUCAUCGGUGCACCUAGGGGACCAUCAGCGUCUCGGACGUUGCAGCAGCGAUCGUCGGUUGGGGAACAACAGAGCGCAGAAGGGGACGGCUCAAUGGACCCAGACACAAUAGCUCGGACUUACUGGCAAUUGCACAUUCAGAAUCGAUCAGCUUGGACCCAAGAGAUCGACCUGCGUCCCUACAAUUCAAGAUCCUACAACUUCUAGAUCUACUACUUCUACCAUCAAUGUGACAAUUGUGUCAGAUGAUAGAAUUUAGUCCCUAUGUUAAGAGGAGGGUUAACUUAUCGUGAUUUGAUAUGGUUUGGCUAUUUAUAUAUAAAAUACUAUGUUAUAAAUAUGCGAUUAUGAAAUGAUUAACAUCUGUGUUUUGGACUAA